CAAAUACUGGGUGACUCCGCACACCAAAAGUCAGGAAAAUGUUGUACUUCGGAUUCAUUUAUUAGUAACACUCCCGGAAGGAGUGAGUUGUUUGAGAACGAGUUAGCGGGCUUAUUGUGAAAAUCACACCAAGUUGCACCUCUGUAAGAUGUAGUUUUGAGUUUUUUCUGGGACUGCAUUAUACAAUGGAAUAUGAUAUUCUAGAUACGCUGGAACAACUCGGAUACGAUGGACCUAUAACGGACGAGCAUGUGCUCGCAGAAGCCUGCGAUUGCGGCUUGUCCUCCCCCGCCUUUGCCGGUCUCAGUGUGUGGAUGACCGUGCGACUCGGGCAGCUGCUGGGUCUGGAAGGAAGUGUGUGCAUCGAUGAAAAUGAUGCCGAUGGUCUUCAGUCUCACAUAAGCAGGGUGCUGAAGGAAGUGCUCUGCCCAUAUCCAGCACUCUUGGAGAAUCUACAAGAGGCGCUACAAAAGAAAGAGAAUUGUCUUAAUCUUAUUUUGUAUUUAAGUUCUGAACUGCAAGCUGCACAGAUUGUGGAGAGCAAACAAAGCCAUGUGGGUGAUGUGUGUACAACUAUGCAGAAUCUCAAGUCUAUCUGCCAAACAUUGAAGCUCUCUGAACCAAAUGGGCAAUCAACAAGCAACAUCUUCUCCGGCAUUGAAUCAAAGAUAAAAGAAAUUUGUGAAGACCUUCCAAAGCAGCACCUUGGCAAGCCUGUCUUGAAGUUGUCCUUCAACAGUGAACAAUGGGGAAGGUUGGAACAGAUUAACUCUGCUCUUUCUGCUGAGUAUGAGCAUAGGCGCAGGAUGCUGAUUAAGCGCUUGGAUGUCACUGUGCAGUCUUUCAGCUGGUCAGAAAGAGCAAAGAAUUGUUUAGACAGAAUGGCAAAAGUUUACCAACCCUUGAGAUAUUCGUUGCUGUUCAAGCCAUCGAUCAAUCUUGGUCACCUGCUAGCUGCAAGAGAAGACAUUUGCCAUGUGAUGAAGACAAGCAGUGGGCAAACUCGGGAGAAGUCUGCAUGUGCCAUAAAUAAGAUUCUGAUGGGCAGUGUUCCUGACAGAGGUGGACGGCCAUCAGAAAUCAAUGCUCCGCCACCUGAAAUGCCACCUUGGCAGAAGAGGCAAGACUUUGCAGGAAGAGGUGGCUGGGAUUCUAGGGAGAGAGGAAGGGCAAGAACACAUAGGAAUUUUCAUGGAGGAAUAGGAGGCAGCUAUGGUAGAAGAGCGAGACAUUAUUUCUAUUAAGGCAUAUUAUUGUGCACUGUACAUUCAAGUGAAACUAAAUAGUUGUAGGCUUCAUAGGAACACUGAGGUAGUGCUAAGAUAAAUCCAGUGCUUUAAUACUAAGGAUGUGGUUCUUGUGCAUACUUAUGCUACACUUUCAAUUAACUUUGCUUUUUGCAUUUUUUAAGUUAUUUGCAUUCUCAAAAUUUUUCUAUAUUGUGAAAUAAAACUGAAAACCAGCUAUAAAUGCUAUAUGCUAGGUAUAACUUGCUUUAGAUCUUUUUUUGUCUUCUCCCAUUUACUUUGACAAAACUUGACAUAGAACUUUUAUUUAGUUAUGCAGAGAAUGCAAAAAAAAAAUCUUCUUUAAACAUCAUUUUUGCCCUUGAUUAUAUCAAGAAGAAUUUGCUGAUGUAAAAGAUGUUUCUGGUUAAGCACAGAGGAUCUGUUGUGAGAACCAUGUAUAAAUAAGACAAUGUUGGGUUGGAUCCUUUGUCAAAAAUUACCUUCUGCGUAGACUGGUUUUAUUUCGAUUAUUUCAUUGUUUUUACUUUUUCUUCUUGCUAACAGAAUAUGCCAAGAAACACAAUACUUUACUAUUACAUUUAAUAUUUACUAAUUAAUUGUGGUCUAAAAUUUUAGUUAAGACUAAAAAGAACCGGUUAUGCAAUGAAUAGUUAACAUACAGUUAAUUUGGGUUUUACUGCCACUAGUUAGCACCUAGUUGGAUUUUACUGCCAUUUAAAGAAGGCAAUAGUAUGGUGUUUUGGGGGGGCCACGGACAUUUAUUUUUUAUGUGCAUAAUUUAGUUUCAUGUGCCCACAAAAUAAAAUACUGAAUCAAGCUCAGGAAAUGUACAAUUAUUUUUGGGCUUUCAAUUUGCUAUUUCAAGCUGUCUAAGUUGCGUGCACAUUUUGGUUAUUUGUGCCUUCAAACCCAGAAGCUGGAGUCUUGGAACUGCUAUACUGAUACGGACUAAUGCUAUGGUAUUAUGUAUUCACUCAAAUCUUUGUAAUAAGACAUAAUAUUUCUCACAUUUCAAUUAGUGAAUGUUCUAUAUCUGACAGUAGUCAUAUAAAGUUUCCAUGGUGGAAAUUAGGGAUUACAGUAAUUAAAGCUUAUGUACUAUAAUGACAAAUACAUGUGUAUACCACCAAGCCCAUAUCUUCUAUUAAUGCACAAUAUGUCAUCCAUUCCAACUUAUUCUGCUAGAUUUUCCACGUGUCCACAUAAUUCAAUGGUAGAAAUGAAGGGUUAUGGUCAUGUAAUUCUUAAUACUGCACAUGAUGAUAACCAAUAUGUAUGCAUCUCUGAGCCUUUAUAGUAAUUUAUAAUAUCUCCCAUUCCAUAUUUCAUCCAUCCAUCCAUCCAUUUUCCAAACCGCUUAUCCUACUGGGUCGCGGCCAUUCCAUAUUUAUUGUUCUGUAUUUAUAAUGGAUUAAAAAUGACGCUUUGUGGUCUUUUAGUUACCAUUUACAUAUUUAUGUAUCUUUUUUAUUAUUAUUAUUUGGCCUUUAAUUCAGUAACAAAUUAUUUACAUUGAGUAUUUGUGCACUUCAAACGUGCAGUUGGCUUGACUGCAGUCCCAAACUUUCAGCUCCUGGCUAUGUGUGCACAAAUAACAAUUAAUGUGAGAGUGCAAAAUAGCAAAUGAUGAGCACAAAAAUAGUAAGUCAUGCACACAUUUUUGGGUUUUGUGAGCUCAAUUCAGUAUUUCAUGGGCAUGUUAAGCUAAAUUGUGUGCAUGAAAAAAUACCUCUUUUGGCCUUUCCAGGGCAUCGUACAAGUCAAGUUGUAUUUUUUAAAUAAACUGCUCACUGUGUGAAA
Brienomyrus brachyistius is the source of this 3050-nucleotide messenger RNA. RefSeq names its product family with sequence similarity 98 member B (gene tslig3b). The coding region runs from base 186 to 1244 and encodes 352 amino acids. Gene Ontology annotation, cellular component: tRNA-splicing ligase complex. Lineage: Eukaryota; Metazoa; Chordata; Actinopteri; Osteoglossiformes; Mormyridae. The transcript has 8 exons. The record is from RefSeq and is a predicted model, not a curated record.